This is a messenger RNA of Neltuma alba, 567 nucleotides long. Its product is annotated as pectinesterase inhibitor-like. The transcript has a single exon. Bases 1 to 567 code for a protein of 188 amino acids. Gene Ontology annotation, biological process: negative regulation of catalytic activity. The record is from RefSeq and is a predicted model, not a curated record. Lineage: Eukaryota; Viridiplantae; Streptophyta; Magnoliopsida; Fabales; Fabaceae. Gene Ontology annotation, molecular function: pectinesterase inhibitor activity.
AUGGCGACUCUUUCCUCCAUUAUUAAACUCCAUUCUUCUUCUUCUUUCCCCAUGGCAGUUAUCAUCGCUCUCCUUUUUCUUCUAACCUUUCUGUGCCUCCCACUGCCCUCCUACUCCACAAGAACUGUCCCAGUACAAGAAAUCUGUUCGAAACACACAAACCCUGCUUUCUGUACUGAAACCCUAAAUCCUAAAUCUGGUUCAGACCUGCAAACCCUAGGCCAUUACGCCACCAUGGACGUAGCUCACCUCCAUGCCUUCCAAACCAUCACUGAUCUUCACUCUCUCAUCGCCAACACAACUGAUCCUCAGAUGAGACAACGUUAUAUAACGUGUGCCAUAGCGUACGAUGAUGUUCUUACUCGUCUCCAAGAUGCUUCAAAGGCCUUGGAUUCUGGAGAUUACAGUGGCAUGAACUCUGGCGCGAAUUAUGUCAUCGUGGAUGCUCAAGAAUGUGAUUCGAAGCCACCUAGUGCUGAUCCAUCGUCUAUUCCGAAGAAUAAUAAGAAUCUGGAGGAUACUGCUUUAAUCAUUGUGAUUAUAACAGGUUUACUUAGCCAGAAUUAA